AUGCUUCUGGACUACGACGGUGCGGACGAGUUGGACCAUCACAAUCCAGUUAAUGGUGAUCACGAGCACGAUUCACCGAUAAGGGAGUUCUUUCUAGCUGCUGAGGCCGAGGAGCUCGACGAAGACGCCGAGAGUGGUGAAACAGAGUCUAGCAUGUCUUGGCCGCUGCGUAGCAUCGGUAGUGAUUGGAGCUACUUUAGCGGCUACACUGGCGACUUGGACGAUACCAGCGAGUCCAGUGACACCGUGCUCAGUUCACUGAGCUCUUAUGUUGAAACAAUUCCCGACGUCGCAGUCGACAUGUCAACCAGUGAUGCAGUGGAGGCAAAUGCCGACCAAGAGGUGCGUGCCGAUCAGGAUGUUUUAGAAGAGGUGCGUGGUGCUCAGGAUGUGGCCAGCGUUGCGGACACGGUAGCCGCAGUGGAGGCAAAUGUCAACCAAGAGGUGCGUGGUGCUCAGUGUGUGGCCUUUAGGAUGGAUGUCGAUGCCAACCUCUCUGACUCGGACCGCACAUACGUUUCAUCCGGCGAGGAAUAUCCUCCCCACGAAAGCUGCACCUGUGGUUGCUGGCCUGAGGCGCAGGAGGCUAAAAAGAAACAGGAGGAAAUGGACAAAGUAACCUCGGAACUCAUGAACACCCAAAUCGGUGAACGUGAUAUCAAACGAAAUCAGGAGGAUGCUCCCGAUGCGUCCACCUCAGCAUCAACAACUGACGGUGUACCAGCGGGCAAACGUGUGAAGCUGUAUGUCGCUGAUGGUGAUGCCGGUUCAAGUGGCGUCGCUAUUAUAAAGAAGGAAGUUUCAGAUGCUGAUGCCGGUCCAAGCGGUAUAAAGGAGCGUGGCUCGGAUGCCGAUGCUGGUCCAAGCGGCCUUCAAGCAGGGCAUGACUCCGAUGACACUGAUAGUUCGUCAGGCGAGGAGAAUUCGACGGAUGACAUUUGCUACUGUGGCCCUUGCCGGAUUGAGCGGCAGGAGGCUAAAAAGAAACAGGAGGAAAUGGACAAAGUAACCUCGGAUCUCAUGAACACGCAGAUCGGCGAACGUCGUAGCAAACGAAAGCAGGAGGAUGCUCCAGAUAAGUCUACCUCAGCAUCAACAACUGACGGUGUACCAGCGGGAAAGAGAGUGAAGCUGUAUGUCGCGGAUGGUGAUGCCGGUUCAAGUGGCAUCGCUAUUAUAAAGAAGGAAGUUUUAGGUGCUGAUGCCGGUCCAAGCGGUACAAACAUACGCUCGGACGCCGAUGCUGGUCCAAGCGGCCUUCAAGCAGAAUAUGGCUCCGACGACACUUAUAUUUCGUCAGGCGAAGAGUAUCCGCCGCAUGAAAGCUGCACCUGUGGUCUCUGUAUUGAGGAGCAGGAGGCUAAAAAGAAACAGGAGGCAAUGGACACAGCAACCUCGGAUCUCAUGAACACCCAAAUAGGCGAACGUUGUGUCAAACGAAAGCUGGAGGAUGCUCCCGAUGCGUCCACCUCAGCAUCAACAACUGACGAUGUACCAGCGGACAAGCGAGUGAAGCUGUAUGUCGCGGAUGGUGAUGCCGGUCCAAGUGGCAUCGCUAUUAUAAAGAAGGAAGUUUCAGAUGCUGAUGCCGGUCCAAGCGGUAUAAAGGAGCAUGGUUCGGAUGCCGAUGCUGGUCCAAGCGCCCUUCAAGCAGGGUAUGGCUCAGACCAUACUUAUAUUUCAUCAGGCGAAGAGUAUCCGCCGCAUGAAAGCUGCACCUGUGGUUGCUGGCCUGAGGCGCAGGAGGCUAAAAAGAAACAGGAGGCAAUGGAUAAAGUAACCUCGGAACUCAUGAACACCCAAGUCGGCAAACGUGGUAUCAAACGAAAGCUGGAGGAUGCUCCGGAUACGUCCACCUCAACAUCAAUAAAUGACACUCAGCGUCAACAACAUGUCGCGGAUGAUGAUGGCAUCGGUAUAGAACAUGAGCAAGUCCCGGAUGCUGAGGCUGGUCCAAGUGGCCUCCAGGUGGCAGCAAUGGACGUUGCCUACGACGCGGACCUCACCUCCGGCAUAGAAAAUUCGCCUCGCGCCUCAGACGCUCAUGCUGCCCAGAGUCUGUCGACGUCGAAAGAUACGGAACCGGAACCGCCGAGGACGAGUCGCAGCCGCCGCCGCCGUUGUAAGCGAUCUCGGCGCCAUCGCGAGCACCGCCACCAAGACACUGACUCUACGGUAUCUGAAGCCGACACGCCUUAG
Anopheles coustani is the source of this 2199-nucleotide messenger RNA. RefSeq names its product polysialoglycoprotein-like. The transcript is spliced from 2 exons. The record is from RefSeq and is a predicted model, not a curated record. NCBI's taxonomy places the organism in Eukaryota, Metazoa, Arthropoda, Insecta, Diptera, Culicidae. Bases 1 to 2199 code for a protein of 732 amino acids.